GUUGUCCUCGAAUGGAGUCAUGUACAGAGGUGUACUCAGCUCUAAUGCCUUAACGCGCGUCGUCUUGAUGGCGAAUGCCCGUUGUUACUCCUUUAUAUGCGGGAAGCUCGGAGAUUAGGGCAGCGUGAGCAUGCUCCGACGCGGAGUAUGACAAUAUUCUUUGAGAUAAUCUCUCUCUGCGCUAUAAAUGGGGGUUUCAAAUUCCCUUGCGCUAUACACGCUUUCAGCGCCUUCCUGAGAAAAACUUUCUUUGCAGGGGUUCUCUUUGUCAGCUUCAGAGAAUGGUUUCUAUGCUCAGCACGACGGUCCUUGUUUUAUUGCUCGCGAUUUACACGCGGUAUUGUAGACAUAUCAGCAAUGACUUCAAAGACAGUCAAGGUCUCAAAAUCAAGCUACUCAGAAAGGAUACCCGGUAUCGAAGGUUCUCGCAUGGUCGUGAACUGUCCCAGGAAGGCCGGGAACUCGCCGGCGACGAACCAUACUUGAUCCAGAAUGGAUGGUGGACUCGCGAGCUGGUGAUCACAAACCCGGAUCACUUGCAGGAAUUCUAUCGAAAGGAUGCAAAAGAUCACAAGAAGCCAAUCAACAUGAAUCUGGGCGACUAUUUUGGGCGGUGAGUAUAUCAGUUUGAGGACUUCUGUCUUGAAAG
This is a messenger RNA of Aspergillus candidus, 649 nucleotides long. RefSeq lists its product as uncharacterized. The record is from RefSeq and is a predicted model, not a curated record. Lineage: Eukaryota; Fungi; Ascomycota; Eurotiomycetes; Eurotiales; Aspergillaceae. The transcript has 4 exons. Bases 97 to 486 code for a protein of 129 amino acids.